AUGAAGACACAUGGCAAUGGCCAAGAAUUGAGGUUGGCUCGGCUCUGGGCCUGCGCUCUGCUCAGCGGCGCCUCGCUGGGCUUCGGCUGCGGCUUCCGAAGCCGGGAGACGGAGCUCCGGGCCGCUCGGGUGGCCAGAGGGGCCCGGGCCUACAAUUUGCUGGAGACCAAAGAAGCCGAGCUGGAGCGGGCCGCGCUCACGCGCCCGGUCCAGCGGGAAGUUGCGGCGAGCGUCUUCAAUCCCCUGCUGGACGAGCUGAACGGCAUUCCCCGGCUGGACAAGGUCCGGCCCGAGCAUCUUGUGGGGGCCGUGGACAUUGUGCUGGAGCAGUUUCAGUCAGACGUGACGAGGAUCCAGGACAACCUCUACCAAAAGUCCCUGAAGCAACAGCGCCUCUCUUACGAGGAGGUGCUGGGGCCCUUGGAGGUGGCGCUGGACCGCUUGGAGAAGGUCUGGGGUGCCAUGACUCUGCUGAGGAGGGCUUGGCGGAUCUCUCCAAAGAUUGACGAGAUCUACCAUCUCACUUCCUACCGGAUGUCCACGGCAGCAUCCAUCCUGGCGCAGUCGGAUUUGUUGCAUGAGGCGCUGUGGCGCUUGAGCCAAGAGGACCUCAGUGAGCCGCAGCGGCGCGUGGUGCAGCGCCUCACACGUGAAGGAUAUCUCAUGGGCGUUGGCAUGGACGACGCGAAAGCGCUGAGAUCCUUGGAGGAAGGUGUGAAGCGACUCGGGCAGCUGGGCGCCAUCUUUGCGGAGAACCUGGCGUCAGAGGCGCCGGAUGCCUUGAAAAGCGAGGCGCUCGGAGCCUCCCAAGCGGAACAUCCCGAGAAGGCGUUCGUGGCGUCCAGGCUUGGCCUUGGCCGAGGCAACCUCGGCGUCAUCGCGGAGAUGCUGCAGCAUCGCCAGGCCUGGGCUGCGUCCCUGGGCUACGAGACCUUCGCCGACUUAGUCUUCGAGUCGCGCACCGCGUCCAAGGCCGAGGUGGAAGCCUUCCUUGGCGUGCUGCGGCAGGCGAGCGAGGAGGCAGCUGUGGCUGAGAUCAAGGACCUGGAGUUGGUGGGUGCUCACAUGCGGGACCUUCCUCGAACAGCGGAGGAGGAGCCGCAGCUGACGCUCCCCACCGCGCUGCGGGGCCUCUUCCGACUCCUGGAGCGCCUCUUUGGAGUCAAGAUGGAGCCGGCCACGGCGCGAAACGAGGUGCCGAUCUGGCACAGGAGUAUUCGCUUCUAUCGUGUCAUUGACAUCAAGACGCAGCACCCCAUUGCCGGGCUUUACCUCGAUUUGUUUCAGCACGGCAAGAAGCUGAGCUCGGGCUUCUGGGCCGUGCGGGGCCGAGGGGGCCGAGGCUUCUUUUUUCCCCAGCGAAGAGAAGCCGAGCCGGACAUCCAAAGGCGGCCCUUUAAGGUUCACCUCUACGUUUUCAUAUGGCAGCGCACUGUCGCUGAUUACAGCCCUACAGCCCCUGUGCUGAGAUCCAUAGGAGAGGGCAAGAAACAUGAAGAGCUGGAAGGCUCAGAGCUGGAGCGUUGCCAGAUCAAAGAAGCCGCAGACAUCAGCGCCUUUUCUGCGCCGAUUGAGGUGAUGCGGCGAGAUGUGUCUGGAGAAAGGCAGUCCCGUGUGGUAACGAGCCUCAGCACCCUGGCGGACGCCAAGACGCACAAGCUAGGGCCCGAUGAUGCCGACAUGGAGGAGGACCAUGCGGAGGAGGAAACCACGACUUUGCCGCCCGACGAAGAAGAAGGUGCAGCAGAGUCAUCCACUACGUCUGCGGGCGUGGAGGAAGAAACGGAGACGUCGACCGAGGAGGAGACGACUCUGGAAGACACGACCACAGAGGAGGAAGAAACGUCAACUUCCAAAGUCAGGACAACCACCACGAACAAGACCUCCAGUACAACUGAACCGAAGACCACGACUGGUAGCACGACCAAGUCAACGACUGAGGCUACCACAACUACCAGCCGCAAUACUACGGAGAAGGCGACAUCUAGCAGCACCACCAAGGCCACAACCACUGAGGCAACUAGCACAACCAAGUACUCAGACACAACGGAGUCGACAACGGAGACGACGACAAAGAAAACCACCACAACAACGAAGUCGACCACGACAAAGUCAACCACGAAGUCGACCACUACCAAGUCGACCACCACCAAGUCGACCACAACAACGAGGCCGACAACGACCACAAGGAGCCAUCGCCCAGCGAGCCCGAUCCUGCCUCCGGCUGCGCCGAGCCGUCGCCCAGUGAGCCCGAUCCUGCCUCCGGCUGCGCAGCCUAAGGCUUUCGUGCCUCCGGCAACGACCACGCAGAGCCCUGCAUACCUGGAGGCCCUUCAGCAAGGCGCCGCCGCCGCCGCGGCCGCGCGCUCCGCCGGGCUCCCGCCUGCGCUGCAGGCGGAGCGCGCCGGAGAGGCGGCGCUGGCCAGCGCCCAGGCCACGGGCGUGGCGGGCCUCGAGGCGGCCCGCGCGGCCGGGGAGGCGGCGGCGGGCGCCGCGCGCCUGGCCAGCCUCGGCGCCAUGGAGCAGGUGCGUGCGGCAGUGCUUGCGGCCGAAAGCGCGGCUCAGAAGGUGGGCCUGUCGCCGCAGAUCGAGGCCACGGCGGCCGCCCAGGCGGCGCUGCGCGCCGCCAAGGCGGCGGGGCUCACCCGCGAGGAGCAGGCGGAGGUCUCCGGGCGCGUGGUGGCGGCGGUGCGGAAGAGUUUGCGGGACGGCCUCGCGGCGAAGAUCCAGGAGAUCCACCAGCAAACCACCACGGCCAUGCCCAUGCCAGCAAAGAUGUCCGACGCGGAGGCGCUCACCUCUGCCGUGGCGGCGGCCCGCGCGGCCGCGCAAGCGGCGCAGGCGGCGGACGCCGCGGCACAGGACGCGGUGGUGGCGGCGGCCGCGGGCCCCGGCGAGAACCGGAGCUUCCCUUUUGGAACGCCUGGGUCACCAGGCUUUCCGAGCGCACCGGGAAUGCCGGGUGUGCCGGGCGCACCGGGAAUGCCAAGUGCACCGGGUGUGCCGGGAGCACCGGGUGUGCCGGGAGCACCGGGUGUGCCGGGGGUGCCGGGCGUGCCGGCCAGUCCCGGUAGUGCAGGUGCAGGCGAUGAGGUCUCGUCCGCGCUUAAGAAGCUGGCGGACACCGUGUCAGAGACCUCGGCCAAGAUCGAUGCCUCGAACACCAGGCUGGCAAGAGUGGAGGAUAUCGAACGAGAUCUCUCCUUCGAGCUGGGUGCCGUCAGUCAUAGCCUGGAGGACCUCAACAGGAGCAUGGCGCUGCCGAACCACUCCGCGUUCAACGCGCCGGGCGCGGCCGCGCCCGGGGCUGCGGGGGGCGUCGCCGGCAGCACCACGUCCGCGCCGGGGCCCGGGGCCACGACGGCCGCGGCCGCGGCAGACGCGGCCACGCCCCCGCCCUUCGCGCCGAAUCCGGAGGUUCCGCAGGGGCCCAUGACCCAGGUGAAGAUUCCGGCAUACAUGAACGCCUCGGAGUCCCCGAAGUACUGGACGCAGUCCGGGGACGUGGCGCCCAGCCGGGUGAUGCAGAAGCCAGUCCACCCGCACAACAACCAGGAGGUAGUGAUCACAGCAGCGGAUGUGGCGACAAUGACCCCGGAGCAGGUGGCCACCAUGCUCACGCGCGACCGCGAGCUGCUCGCAGCUGUCACCUCGAAGCUGGUGAGCGGCAAGCGCCUGGCGGACUACGUCUUCGACACCGACACGGCGAAGCUGCCGAAGACGGGGCCCACGGACCAGGCGCUGGACGCCAUCCUGGAGAACCCCACGGUGGCCAAGAAGGCGCUGAAGCUGACCCUCACGGCGCUGGGCAAAGGCAUGAAGACGCUGUCCUCCGGCAAAGAGCUGGCAGAUGAUCUCUUUGGCGCUGACACUUCCCACCUGAUUUCGGAGGAGGUGCCAAAAGAGAGCGAGGAGUUCCCUUGGAACAUGUUCGGCAGGGAGGAGAAGGAGAAGGUGAUGAGCGACUUGCCCAAGACGCCUCAGGGCCCGCCGCCUGGCGUGCAGGGCGUGGGCGGCGGCCUGGGCGGCCUCGGCGGCGUGGCGGCGCCGAGCGAGGCGACGACCACCACCACGACGACGCAGAAGAAAGUGCAGAUGCUGGGCAUCGACAUGCCGGACAAGGUGCGGAUGCUGGGCCCCGCGGACAUCCCCGGGGUGAACCAGAUCCCGCUGGUGCGGGACAUCCGCAUGCCGGACCUGCCCAACCCCUUGGGCUGGCUGCGGAAGGCAAGGGGAGCUGUUGGCGUUUGCAAGUUCGACAGCUGCCACGGGGAAACCCAGGCGCGGUACCAGAAAGGUGCCGGAAAGGACUCGCUCGUGGGGCAUUCCCGGGUCCUUGGCAAGAACAACGUGGCAAGGCGACCAGUAGCGCAUAUUGUGGGCGACCUACCACCCAAAGACACGCUCCUGUCCCUGGAGCAGGUGCGGUCGCUCUUCGCCGCUGCGGGUACGGCCAUGCAGCACCUUUUGAACCUCCAGGAUGGCCUGGCGGGCCCUGCGGCCCUGGAGCUGGACGCCUCGGCGGCGCCGGAGCUCAUGGCGCUUUGGGCCUCGGAUCCGGAGACCUGGCGAGAGAGUGAGGCUUCUGCGGCGUUAGCGGCGACUCCCAAGUUGCGUGCCCUGGAACUCUUCCAGCGCGUGUCAUGGGCCCAGCUGGACUUGGACCUGCACUCCCAGAAGGAGGCUCCGUCCGAGCAGAUGCUGCUCGAGCUGGCGAGGCGGCGCCUCUCCAGCGAGCAGCUCGCGGCGGUGCUGCCGGACUUCAACGAAGACGUCGAGGGAGGCCUCGGCAGCUUUCGUGGCCCCUUCUCCAGCGGCUUCGCGCUGGGGGAAUACGUGCCGCUCUGGAAGGAGGUCUUGGCCGCGGACCUCUUCGAAGCCUUCCAGGGCAUGGACGCCUCGGAGGGCCAGCGCUUCCGGGAGGCCCUGCUGGCGCCGGGCGCGGGCCGGGCGCCGCUGAGCGCCUUCCGGGACUUCCGGCGGAGGGGCCCAAAGGCGCGAGGGCUCGAGGCGGUGCGCACGUCUCGAGCUUCGAGGCGGCGCAAGGGCUGCGACGGCGAGGCGCGCUGCCUCGGGCGCCGCGAAGCCCAGGCGCACCGCGGGAAAGCCGUGCGGCCGUACUGCCAGGUGGGCCCGUCCUAUCCCGCCUCCUACAAUCAAUAUUGGCCUCCCGGACUUCCCGAGCUCUAUGAGUCUGGCUCCGCUAAGACGGAGUACGUGAAGCCAAGGAGGGGAGCGGAGCCCGGGUAUUACUCGUACCUGGACUCCAUGUACUCACCGCCAGUGGAGCUGGAAGGGCCACUGGCACCUGUGAUGCCCGAUUAUCCGGACGACUGGAGGGUGAACAGCCACAAGCUCUUUGAGGGCUUUGACGAGGAGGAGCAUGAGGCUGCUCCCGCGACGAAGGACUGGUCAGACCGUGGUAAGUACGGGCCAGUUAGCUCUCGGAGCACCAGCGACACGGAUGGCCAGGGGAGCAAAUACCCGUCCAAGGGCUCGGCGAAGCACCGCCUCGGCGUGUGCAAGCCCUGCGCCUUCGUGUUCAAGACCGGCUGCAACAACGGCUUCGACUGCGAGUUUUGUCACCUCUGCGAUCCUGGUGAGAAGAAACGCCGGAAGAAGGCGCAGCCGUUGCGGGGGAUUCGACCGUCCACGCGCGAGAGCAAACCGGCGCGACGGAGUGGCGCCGUUCCGUUCGCUUGCUGCAUGCAACUCAUUCCCCAGACGGAGGGAGUCAAGCCCCGCGAGCAGUGCACGAGCAGAGCGGCGCCCCGCUCGUGGCCCCCGUUUUUGCUGUCCCGGCUGAAAAGCGGCGCGAGAUGCUCCGGCCGCAAGCCCAGGCCGCUGCAGCUUCGGCUAGCGAGGCAAUUGAGGCCGCCGAUCUGGCGGCCCUCGGUCGGGCGUCGGCCGUUCUGCGUGCACGUCCAUGCGGAGGACAAGCAAUCCAACGUUGACGAGCUGAAGGCGGCGGCGCGGCGGCUCCUGGAGGAGCCGGCGGUGGCGCAGCGGGUGGCCUGCACCCCGGCGGCGCGGGCGCUGCUGAAGCAGAUGGAGUGUGCGAGCGAAGAGCCGAGGGAGGCACCCAUGCCAACCAUGCGGCAACUGGAGUUGUACUUCAUGCACAACUUCAUCCCUUUUAUCGGCUUCGGCUUCUGCGACAACUUCAUCAUGAUCCUGGCGGGUGACUACAUCGACGCCAGGCUAGGGGUGACUCUGGGCCUCAGCACCAUGGCCGCGGCUGCAUGGGGCAACACCUUUAGUGACGUGAUUGGACUUUGGAUCUCCGGCUUCAUCGAGACCUUCGUUGGAAAGACCGGGCUCCCGAGCCACAAGCUCACCAGCGGCCAGAUGGAGCUCCUGCAAGUGCGGGUCGUGAAGAACACCUCCAUGAUUGCAGGCAUCUUGGUGGGCUGCAUCAUGGGCAUGCUGCCACUGGUCUACCCUGAGGAGUACCGGGUUUGGCCAUCUCGCCAUGACCUCGAGGUGGCUGCGGGCGCUCACGACCUCUCGAGCGACACGAGCGCGUGA
Molecule: messenger RNA, 6528 nt
Organism: Effrenium voratum
Lineage: Eukaryota; Dinophyceae; Suessiales; Symbiodiniaceae
Source: the annotation of a GenBank genome assembly